Molecule: messenger RNA, 3547 nt
Organism: Mizuhopecten yessoensis (Yesso scallop)
Lineage: Eukaryota; Metazoa; Mollusca; Bivalvia; Pectinida; Pectinidae
Exons: 16
Coding region: 1-2889 (962 amino acids)
Biological process (GO): proteolysis
Cellular component (GO): membrane
Molecular function (GO): metalloendopeptidase activity; zinc ion binding
Source: RefSeq, a predicted model, not a curated record
AUGUUGGUAGUAUGCAUAUUAUCCGUCAACGUCCUGGAAAAGUUGCGUUCAAUCUCCAACUGGCUUGAUGGUAGGCCUGACGCCACUGUAUUCGACUAUAUAUAUCGUGUCAAUAUGGGAGCCGGAUUAAAUCUUUACCAGGGAGACAUCGACGGCUUCAAUCCAGAUCGGCGGACCGCCACGACGGCCCGACAGAGGCUGUGGAACACUCGAGUUGUGCCGUAUAUCAUCGAUCCUGUGUUUGAAACCACUGAAGAACAGGAUAUACAUGCUGCUUUGACAGAUUACCAUCAGAAGACAUGUAUUCGCUUCGUCCCUCGGACAAAGGAAAAGGAUUACAUUCGGCUAACAAAGACUGAUGGAUGCUACUCUAAGAUCGGGCGCGUGGGUGGGCAACAGAAUGUGUCGUUGGUAUCGUCCUGCCUCAGAAAAGGCACAGUCAUACACGAACUUAUGCAUGUGCUCGGCUUCUUCCACGAACAGACCCGACCGGACAGAGAUGCGUGGGUUCAGAUCAUUACAGAAAACAUCUUACCAGGCAAGGAGUAUAACUUUGACAAGUUGGACAGUCGACUGGUAGACACCUUGGGCGUGGAGUACGACUACGGCAGUGUUUUACACUACAGCAAGUACGCUUUCAGUACGAACGGCAAUCCCACAAUCCUCCCCACACGUAUGACAUUAGCCACACUCGGACAGCGGAACGGCUUUAGCUAUCUAGACCUCCAGCGGAUCAACCUCCUAUAUAGAUGUGAUAUUCCUGGGCCCCUUUUGGUAUCUAUCAACUCCACGCAGAGUACACAGAGCACGCAGACCACACACAACACAUAUAGCACGCAGACCACUACGCUACAUCCGACUCCGGCUAUCACACCAACUUACCCCAACACUCCGCCCACGAUAUACCCCAUCCCACCAACCUUAAUCCACCCAACACUACCACCAAAGACAGACUUGCCUUCUACAACAGCACCGACUGUGUACCCACACCCACCAUCGACAUCCUCAGCUCUCACUACACAGAUCAGCGCCCAAGCUACCCCGUCAAUGGUGACGUCAGCGGGUUGGUCUCGGUGGUCUGUUUGGUCGUUCUGUAACCUUCAGUGCAUGAGAACCAGGUACCGCUUCUGCUUCAGUAACCAGCGGUCCCAGUGUCCGGGAAGGACGGAGGAGCAACGGCUGUGCACUACAGGAUGUAGAGCGGCGUGGACGUUAGGAUGCUGGCAGAAUAACCUGACCAUCUCCGCCGUGCCUUCCGUCGAGGGUCAGUAUCCGACCCUGACCGGCAAGUACGAAUCGCGCGAAGGUUCAGUCCGGAAGUGCGCGGAUGUUGCGUCGGAUUCAGGUCAUGUGGUGUUUGCUGUGUUUAACAACGGUAUGUGUCUAUCUGGACCAGACGCCCAAAAGACCUUCUACAAAUAUGGCCCGUCCACCGCAUGUAGCUAUACAGGAGAGGGCAGCAAGACCGCCAUGAAUGUAUACACGUUCCAGCAUGAUAUCGACGGCAUGUGGGGACCGUGGACAUACUGGACACAGUGUACACAGAUGUGCAAUGGCGGGAGGAAAUACCGCUACCGAUACUGUAACAGCCCUCCUCCUGUUGGCCACGGCGCCUCCUGUCUAGGACUGGACCACGAGACACAAGCUUGUAACACACAACCAUGUCCAGCGGAUACCAAGUGUGGCGUGAAGUAUCAUACUGGCCUGCCCGGGACAUCCGGCAUCAUCAACGUCGGCGAGUACGACAACUUUAUGAAGUGUGAAUACGAGAUCGUGACGGCCGAGACGGAUCUUACAAUUUCCGUGUCCAUCACUAGAAUAGACCUAGAGUACACACUCAGCUGUAUGAGUGACGCGCUUCUGAUUUUUGACGGCCCCAACGACAACGCGACGUUCCUGGGCGCACACUGUGGAACUGUGCCGCCGGCGUCGGUACUGUCCUCCUCCAACAAAAUAUUCCUCAAAUUCCUGACGGACGAAACGACGACUGGCACCGGUUUCACAGUCCUCUACACAAUUAACCAGAACAUCCGUAAGAGUUGUGUACAGCCAAGAAGACCAGGACAUGGUCGACUAAUCGGUAGUUCACAUUUCGCGGGCGACUCCAUCUUCUUUGAGUGUGACCAUCACUACAAUUUAAUCGGGUCGUCGUCUGUUGUAUGUGUUGACCAGCCAACGUUCGCUGUGUGGUCGGACACCUUCCCCAGCUGUGUACGAAGCAUGACAAGAAAAGCCAGUGAACAACGUCCCGUUCUGUGUUCAUUCGAGGGAAAUCUCUGUGGAUUUAAGCAGCAACGUGACGAUGUUGGCGACUGGGUUGUGGCGGAGGGAGAUGUUGGUCGGUUUCCACAACGACCACUGGCAGAUCAUUCGCAUGGAAUGAUGGGGAAUGGUCAUUUCCUGAUAGCAGAGACGACACGCUUAAAUCGGCCAGGCGACACGACAACAAUCAAGUCCAACACAAUAACACCUACUACAGUACACCAAUGUCUGACAUUUUGGGUCAGAGUUGUCGGUCGUGAUAACUCCUACCUGGACGUGGUCCUCGAGACUCCGGGCCGCAGUGAGAACCUUUUUACAGUUCCCGCGGACACGGCAUUCCGCGAGGGAAAUACCUGGAUGGAGUACAGUGUCACAUUCAAGCCAGUAGAAUCCUACCAGGUAAAACGCGGCACGUUAAUGGUAUCUUCGUAUUUAUAUAAUAGUGUUAAAAUAUAUAUAAUCAUUAAAAUGUUAGUUAAAAAAAAAUUAGGAGUCGAUUUUGCCUCGAAUUUUUCAUCUUGGAAUCGACUUGAAAUUAUUGUGUUUGAUUACGUGGUCGGUGAGGGCUUCGGUAGCUCUGUUGCUUUGGAUGACGUGCUUGUUCAGCCAGGGGCUUGCAUUUUGUAAAUAACAUUAUUUCUGCUUCAGAAGAAUCUCAUAUUCGCAAUAAACUCAGCAAUACAUGUUCCAGAUUUCACUUGACAGAUGUUUUACUAUUUCUGUUAUGCGAUAGCACUUUCCCGCAUUCGAUUUUCUUCGUGGUUUUUUUUACAUUUGGUUGUAGUUAUCAUCGUCCAUAACUCUAAGAAUAUUGUGUUUCUUUCAUGGUAUAAAUAGAAAACAUAGUGUUUUUGAAUAUAAUAUCCCUAUAUCAAUUAUUAGGGAUUUGUCAAUAAAAAUUAUUUUCUCAUCAUAAACGGUUUUUCAAUCAUAACACAUUUACUAAUUACAAUAUAUCCAUUUACUAGUCAUUAUAAAAUCAAUAAUAAAACACAGGAUAACAACAUUAUACAUCAUUUAUUGAUACUAUAAAUGUUUUCGAUGUAACACGAACAUAUUAGUUGUAUUAGCUGGAGAUAGAUAUAUGACAACAAAAACUUCUACGGUAACAUUAAACGGAUAAUAGGAUUUCGAUUGAUGCAUUAUCUUUAAACGUUGUUUGAAACAUUAGAUUCCAAUAUCUUAACCACUACUGAAAUUCUAUUUCAAAUAAAACAAGUGAUGCUCAUUUAGCAAUUUAAUUUUACUUAUAAAAAGUUAACACCAUCCAUAGAGUUCUGAUUUA